Messenger RNA from Anopheles cruzii, 1546 nucleotides. Its product is annotated as probable cytochrome P450 6a19. The coding region runs from base 1 to 1485 and encodes 494 amino acids. The record is from RefSeq and is a predicted model, not a curated record. Gene Ontology annotation, molecular function: iron ion binding; oxidoreductase activity, acting on paired donors, with incorporation or reduction of molecular oxygen; monooxygenase activity. Lineage: Eukaryota; Metazoa; Arthropoda; Insecta; Diptera; Culicidae. The transcript has 2 exons.
AUGUUUCUGCAUCUACUCGUCGCAGCGCUCUUGUUGGGUGUGCUGUGGGUUCGUCGCCGGUUCGCGUACUGGAAAGAUCGCGGAGUCCCGUACGUGGAGCCUACGUUUCCCCAUGGCAACCUGGCCGGAAUGGGAAGUACGCUUCACAUGGGGAACGUCAUCCGCAGCGUGUACGGGCAGCUGAAGGGCAAGACGGCCGGAUUGGGAUUCGCCGGCAUGUACUUCUUCCUCAAUCCCGUCACGGUGGUGUUCGAUCUGGAGCUAGUGAAAAAUGUGCUCGUGAAGGACUUUCACUAUUUUCACGACCGUUCGGUGUACCACAACGAGAAAGAUGACCCGCUGUCGGAGCACUUGUUUGCGAUGGAGGGCACCAAGUGGCGGUCGCUGCGCUCGAAGCUGACGCCCACGUUCACGUCCGGCAAGAUGAAGAUGAUGUUCCCCACCAUUCGGGCGGUGGCCGACGAGUUUAGCAAGUGCGUCGCCGGCACGAUCAAAAGUGACCCCGAGCUGGAACUGAAGGAGCUGCUGGCCCGCUUCACGACCGACGUGAUCGGGAACUGUGCGUUCGGACUGGAGUGCAACAGCCUGAAGGACGCCGAUGCCGAGUUUCGGCGGAUGGGCAGGAAAGUGUUCCACGUUACCCGAUUUGGCCUGUUGAAGCGCUUCCUUGCCUCGCAAUAUCCGAACGUGGCCCGCCGGUUGGGCGUGACCAAUAAUGCGCCAGACGUGUCCAAGUUCUUCCUCAACGCGGUCCGCGAAACGGUUCAGUAUCGCCUCACGAACAACGUCCAGCGGAACGAUUUUAUGAGCCUGCUGAUGGAACUGAUGAAGGAAGAGGACGUGGACCCGCUCUCGAUCGAGCAGGCCACCGCGCAAGCGUUCGUGUUCUUUGCGGCCGGUUUCGAGACCUCGUCGACGGCGAUGGCGUUCUGCUUGUAUGAGCUCGCCGUCAACCAGGAGCUCCAGCGCAAGGCGACAGACAAUGUGAACGAAGUCCUGAAGCGUUACGAUGGCACGCUGAGCUACGAGGCGCUGCAGGACAUGGUCUACAUCGACAUGUGCAUAAACGAAUCCCUACGAAAGUACUCCCCAGCGGCGACGCUAUCGAGGAUCGCAUCGAAGGAUUAUCCGGUGCCCGGUACCAAGCAUGUCAUUCCGAAGGGUCAAACGGUGCUGGUGCCAGUGCACGGCAUUCAUCACGAUCCGGAGUACUACCCGGACCCGGAUCGGUUCCUGCCGGAAAGGUUCGACGAGCAAACCAAAGCGAACCGCAAUCCGUACGCCUUUCUUCCGUUCGGGGAGGGUCCCCGGAACUGUAUUGGCCUGCGCUUCGGACUGAUGCAGGCACGCAUCGGAAUGGCUGUGUUGCUGAAGCACUUCCACUUUACCCUAUCACCGAAGACGCCGGUUCCACUUCGAGCGUCCCCAUCGAACACCGUGUUUACGAUCGAUGGCGGUUUGUUCUUGAAGGUCCAAACAGUGUGAUCACCUUAGGAAAGUAAAUCUGUAGCCCGGUAAAUGUAUUGCGGACAGUAUUUUUUUUAAU